Mugil cephalus (flathead mullet) is the source of this 3121-nucleotide messenger RNA. It is a transcript of the gene prokr1a, whose product is annotated as prokineticin receptor 1a. Gene Ontology annotation, molecular function: neuropeptide receptor activity. The coding region runs from base 38 to 1132 and encodes 364 amino acids. The record is from RefSeq and is a predicted model, not a curated record. Gene Ontology annotation, cellular component: membrane. Gene Ontology annotation, biological process: neuropeptide signaling pathway. Lineage: Eukaryota; Metazoa; Chordata; Actinopteri; Mugiliformes; Mugilidae. The transcript has 2 exons.
CAGACACAUGAGUCCUAGCAUGUCGACCUGAUCUGAAAUGGGCGACCCAACCAACACCAGCAACUUUCUGGACUACGACGUUCCUCUGGACGAGAUCCCAGACACCACCCGGGGCCGAGCGUUCUUCGUGGCCACCAUCGUCAUUGGCGCGGUCCUGGUGGGCAUCAUACUGGUCUGCGGCAUUGGGAACUGCCUGUUCAUCGCCAGCCUCGCCCGCUACAAGCAGCUCAGGAACCUGACCAACCUGCUGAUCGCCAACCUGGCGGUGUCGGACGUCCUGGUGGCGGGGGUGUGCUGCCCCUUCCUGUUGGACUACUACGUGGUGAAGCAGCUGUCGUGGGAGCAUGGCCUCGUGCUCUGCGCCGCCACCAACUACCUGCGGACUGUGUCGCUCUACGUGUCCACCAACGCACUCCUAGCCAUCGCCGUGGACAGGUACAUGGCGAUCCUCCACCCUCUGAGGCCUCGUAUGAAGAACCAGACGGCGUACUGCGUCAUCCUGACCGUCUGGAUCGUCCCCAUCUUCAUCUCCAUCCCCUCGGCGUACAUGGCCUCCGAGACGACGUACCCUCACGUGGAAGGCCACGCCCACAAGACCUUCUGUGCUCAGAUCUGGCCCGUGGACCAGCAGGUCUACUACCGCGCCUACUUCCUCCUCAUCUUCGCCCUGGAGUUCAUCUGCCCCGUCGCCGUCAUGGCCGUCUGCUACACCCACAUCUCCAGGGAGCUGUGGUUCAAAGACGUCCCGGGUUUCCAGACGGAGCAGAUCAGGAAGCGCCUGCAGAGGCGUCGCCGGACGGUGGUGGUGCUGAUCCUGGUGCUGGUGGCCUACGUCCUGUGCUGGACGCCGUAUUACAGCUUCGCCCUGCUGCGCGACUUUUACCCCACCCUCAUCUCCAGGGACAGGAACUCCCUGGUGGCCUUUUACAUCAUUGAGUGCAUCGCCAUGAGCAACGGGGUCAUCAACACACUCUGCUUCGUGAGCGUCAGGAACAACAGCAAGCGCCUGAAGAAGGCAAGCAGGUUCUCGCUGAGGUUGGUGACGUUUGUGGCCGCCAAGUCGGCCGAUGACGUCACUCGGACGUCGUCCCUGCGAGUGACGGAGGACGUGGAUGUAGCUCGGCUGAGGUAGACCUCAGAUGGAUACGUGGAUAAAUCAGAGAGCCUCCAGCUGAGGUGACGCUGCCCCGUGGAGCUCAUCAAACCAACCACUCCGUCAGGUCAAUGUGUUGAAGGAACCAGUCGACUCAUGUCGGAUUCAUACAUCAGAUUCUGAGAAUCCUCUCAUUUAGCUCCUAGCACAGCCUAAAACUACCCAGCAAGGGGUCGUAUCUUAGGAGUGAUUCCAAGGAAUGGACAGAAACUCUGAUCUCAGUGAGGAGGUUUCUAGGUAUGAGGCAACAUUUCAAUCGAUCCUAAAAGCUGGAGAAAAAUACACUUUUGGUGAUAAAGGCCAUAGACUUAAUCAUAGAAUCUAAUCUCCAUUAGAUUCUUAAUACAACCACACCCGUUUGGUAUUAAAAUGACUCAGCUUUCAACUAUUUCUGAGAUCGCUAACCCGCCAGAUUUCUCCACCAUCCAAUCUGUCAUUCUGUUUGGAGAAUCUUUCCACCAUUUUCUCCUCUGCUUCAGAAACCUCUUAAAAGUCAUCCUCCCUAAACAGAUCUCACCUCAGAGCCAAGAUUCUACUCCAAUAUUUGUUGAAAUAUUAACUUUUCUUCCAUACAGAUAUCUGGUCGAUAUCAUUGAUCGAUCUUCAAAGGGUCCUGAGAGACAUCUGGAAAGGUUUGAGGUCUGAGGACGAGAACUAAAACCCUCCCAGCAUCAAAGCUGGAAUCAAAGACGACGUGGUGGGUUUGUAUUCACACGUGGAAUAACUCAGAGACUUUUUGCAUGUGUGAGGGAAAUUUAGAGGACACUUGUCAGAUGUUGUGUUUGGAAAGGAAACGUCUUCAAGGGUCUUUUCAGGGUGUCACGUUGUUGACUCUGUCGGUCGUUCACAGAGGAAAACCCACGUCAUCUCAAAGGUUCUGACUGAACUUCAUUUACUGUGAACACAUUUAAAGCUUGGAUCUGAACAUGAACUGUAGGAUGUCUUUUUCAUUCUGGAUCAUAUUUAAUGUUCGUCCAUGUGAUUGAUGACGUUAUUUGUCAAUAUGACUCUAAUUUUUACAGUUAGAUGAACUGAAAUGAAUUAAUUUGACACAGUUUUUCAAGCUAAAUUAAACAAAAGAUGAAUGUUGACCUUGGAGAGAGUGUUGCAUUCUGGGUUGUUUUAGCUUAACAUUGCUAGGCUACCAAGUGCCAUCAGUCAGAACAAAAAGGGUUUGUUAUCUGAGUUUAACCUGGAGUUAACAAGCUAUUGAGUGGCUAAAUAAUAUAUAUAUAUAUAUAUAAACUUAAUACAAUAGAAACUCUAUACAACUAACAUCAAAUCAAAUAAUACUAAACUAACUGAAGUCAUGAGAACACUAGCGCUAAGUAACUGUUAACAUCUAGAGGCCACAAGGCUAAAGCUAACAAAAUGUCAUAAGGAAAAGACGGUCUGUUGGGAAUCUCAAGUAAAAAUAUACAUCUAUAUGUCUAAAUUCAGAUUAAAACUCAGCAAACACGUCACAACUCAUUAACUCAGAGCUCCAAGAAAAUCUCCAGUUACAAAGUCAUGAAUAUCAUCAUAUGAACUCUACUAGGUACUAGUUGAACACACAAUAAUCCCAUUAGCAUUAGCAGCUAAAUGCUUCCUGUCUGUUAAUAUGAAGACAUUUGACUUUGCCGUCAUUACCUGUGAACUAACUCCUUCCUUCAUGAAGACCUCUGCCUGAAAAGAAUGUCAACAUUACAUCCACAUCAGCUGAUCAUGCUACGUUAGCUAAGCGCAGUAGAAAUGUUUAUCUAAUCAUAUCCAAAAAGUGUAGAUUUGUAGCUUUGUACAUCAACAACCCUUCCACAAACACAUGUCCCAUUAACACAGGAGAACCAACUCAUCAGCCUACACCUGAAGGACAAAGGACACUCUUUUGAAGAUAGCAACGUCCAAAUCUUAGCCAGAGUGAAGGAGGACAUCAAUGGCUGCAUUUCUGUUACACUUUCUCGCAAAAUAAAAGUGAUAUUUCUGAAAUUU